Messenger RNA from Penicillium angulare, 2037 nucleotides. Its product is annotated as putative galactose oxidase. NCBI's taxonomy places the organism in Eukaryota, Fungi, Ascomycota, Eurotiomycetes, Eurotiales, Aspergillaceae. The record is from RefSeq and is a predicted model, not a curated record. The transcript has a single exon. Bases 1 to 2037 code for a protein of 678 amino acids. Gene Ontology annotation, molecular function: protein binding.
AUGAGAUCCCGAUGGUAUACAGCAGCGGUCGUGCUGGGGACAGCGAGUGCGAAGGACCUUAAGUACCACGAGUCUUUGUAUCGCACAGGCAGGACACCCGACACCGCUCAGAUUGGUGGUCGUGAGGUUGCAACCCUGUCACAGCCUCUGCCACAAGGCCAAGCUAUAGAUCGCUCCAAAUGGGACCUUAAAUGUUCCACGAUUGCGAAUGGCCACGAUUGCGAUAAAGCAAUCGACGAUUCGACCGACACAUUUUGGCAGAGCGCGGCCAGCAGUACUGAUCAAACCAUUACCGUUUACCUGGGGGAAGAACGGACCGUGAAUGGCUUGACAAUGGUUCCCAGGCAAGACAAAGAGGAGAAUCUCAUCGAAGAGCAUCAAAUUUUCCUCAGUUCUGAUGGCGAAAACUGGAGUGAGGUGGCAUAUGGAACCUGGUGGCCGGAUAAUGCCCUGAAGCUCUCAGCAUUUCAGCCUCAAAACGCCACCUACCUGCGUCUGUCUGCUGCUGCGAAUAAUGGAAUCGCCAUCUCAGAUCUGCAGAUCUAUGAAACUAAAUUCAUUCCUUCGGAUCCUGUGUUAGGUGCCUGGGGCCCAACAAUUGAUUUGCCCCUGGUUCCCGUCGCUGGAGCCGUUGAUCCAAUCUCUGGCGCAGUGGUCACAUGGUCCUCCUGGGGUCACGAUAUUUUCACUGGCAGUCCUGGUGGCGACACACAGACAGCCACUUGGCACCCAAAGGGCCAAUCAGUGACUCAGAGAGAUGUCGAGAAUACACAACACGACAUGUUCUGUCCUGGCAUCUCGAUCGAGCAGAACGGUCAGAUCGUCGUCACUGGCGGAACCGAUCAGAGUCGGACCAGUAUUUACAACACCACCGAUGAUCAUUGGUAUAAAGCAGCGGCCAUGAAUAUUGAUCGUGGCUACCAGGCAACGUCCACCCUAUCGGAUGGGCGCAUCUUCGUCAUUGGUGGUUCAUUCAGCGGCGGUGUUGGUGGCACCGAACGUGUCGCUGCAAGUGGCAAAGACGGCGAGGUCUACGAUCCCGUCGCUAAUCAAUGGACUCAGAUUCCCGGCGCCAAGGUAUCAGAAAUGCUUACUGAUGACAUUCGAACCUACCGACAAGAUAACCAUGGCUGGAUAUUUGCUUGGACUAACGGCACUGUAUUCCAAGCCGGUCCCAGUAAAACAAUGAACUGGUAUGGCACAUCGGGAGAUGGAACUACCAAUUCUGCUGGAGAACGUACUGGUGAUGAGGAUGCCAUGUGCGGAAAUGCGGUCAUGUACGACAAUGGCAAGAUUCUCACAUUCGGUGGAUCUCCCUGGUACGAAGAAAAGGCUGCGACGGCCAAUGCUGCGAUCAUUACCAUUGACCAACCUGACCAGAUUCCAUCUGUCGAAAAAGCAGGUGAUGGGAUGCACUACAAGCGUACUUUCCAUUCCUCUGUUGUUCUACCAGACGGCUCAGUGUUUGUAAACGGUGGCCAGGAUGUCGGGCUUCCAUUCAAUGAAAGUGGCGCUCAUUUGAUCUCAGAGCGAUUCAUUCCUGAUACUGAUGGCGGCAAGUGGAUUGAACAACAAAAGAACAGUGUCGUCCGUGUCUACCAUAGUCUCUCCUUGUUGCUUCAGGAUGGUACUGUAUUCACAGGUGGUGGCGGUUUGUGUGGAGAUUGUUCUGCCAAUCAUUUCGAUGGGCAAAUCUACACGCCCCCAUACCUUCUGGAGGACGAUGGAUCCCUGAAGACUGACCGUCCCGUUAUCAAGAGCGUUUCACCAAACGAGGUCAAGCCUGGUGAUACUGUCGAAGUCACCACUGGCGGUGAUGUUGAUGAAGGGGCGUCGAUCAUCCGUUAUGGCUCGGCGACACAUACAGUGAACACCGAUCAGCGACGCAUCAGUGUUAAGCUGACGAAGGACGGAUCUAAUAAGUACAGUUUCCAGAUUCCUGGGGAGGCAGGUAUUGCUCAGCCAGGAUAUUACAUGCUUUUUGUUCUGAAGAAUGGGGUUCCCAGUCAUUCAGUGAAUGUUCGAGUAGCAGCUUAA